This is a messenger RNA of Wallemia mellicola CBS 633.66, 2422 nucleotides long. RefSeq lists its product as hypothetical. Bases 25 to 2406 code for a protein of 793 amino acids. Gene Ontology annotation, molecular function: protein-N-terminal amino-acid acetyltransferase activity; protein binding. The record is from RefSeq and is a predicted model, not a curated record. Lineage: Eukaryota; Fungi; Basidiomycota; Wallemiomycetes; Wallemiales; Wallemiaceae. Gene Ontology annotation, biological process: N-terminal peptidyl-methionine acetylation. The transcript has 4 exons. Gene Ontology annotation, cellular component: cytoplasm; NatB complex.
GUAAGAAGACACUCACCAUCUGAGAUGAGCACCAGGACGUCAUUCUUCGAGGCGAGAAAAGUAGCCCCUAUAUAUGAUUUACUAGAAGAUGGUCACUAUAGUAUUGCAUCCCGGCAAUGCGAGACUUUACUACAAAACAAGCCAGACUGGGAAUUAGUUAGGGCUUUAUUAGCAUUCUCCUACUGUAGAUCUGCCAGGACAGAUGAUGCACGGAAGAUUGCUUACAACUUGGCAGACAUAAAGCCAAAAAACAGUGAUACGAUGGCUGCACUCAAUUUAACACUCACUGAUCUACGCGCAUACGACAAGCUUGCAGAAAUGUACAAACUUCUCUGGGAGCAGAAUGGCUCUAUCAAUGAUAACAAUGGUAGACUCACUGCUAUGGCUUACAUUAAAGCACAAAACUGGAAGGGAAUGCAGAGUGUUUCUAUGCGUCUCUCGAAAGUUUCACAGAAUGCAAACAGCGUCAAGUUUACUUGGUGGACGAUAGCUGGAUUAUUCAUGCAAGCUCAAACUGCUAAGAAUGAGCAAGAAAAGUCGCUAGCAUUCACAUUAGCAUUGCGGUUAGCUGAUAGUGUCCAGUGUCAAUCUGAUGAAGAAGUUCACCUACUUGUCAGGUUGUUCUGGUCUAGCGGUAAUCCUAGAAAGGCAUCUGAUUUGCUUGUGGAACAUGAUAAGGAGAUAUCGAACUCAUUAGCACUUGAAGAACUUCAAUGGGACGUCUGGAAGGAGCUUGAUGAGGUUUCUCUCAUAAAAAAUAAAGCAAAGUCAUUGUUGGAAGGUGGUUCAGGGAAUUAUGCUCACCAUACUGCCUACCUGUCCACCGUGAAGGAUAACAGAGAAGAAGCUGUAGCGUUAUUCGAACAUUUAGCUCAGCAGAAUCCUAAAGAGCGUGGACAUAUUAUCGCCUUGAUGGAAAUAGAGAGAAAAUUCUCCAAAAACGACAACCUCGUUUCAUUGCUCGAAAGAUACUGGCAUUUAUUUAAGAACAAACCAGUUUGCUUUGAUGAUAUAAUCACAUUUAUGAAAUACUUGCAUCACGAGAAGUACAAUAUAUCCUCUCUCAAUGAGGUCUUCAUCAAGGAUUUCAAUAAUAAAGACGAGAGUCUAGAUACACGUCUAAAUGCAGCAAAAUUGGUGAGAUGUUUGUCACUCAAUAUCGCGCUCGAAAAAGAAAUACAAAAUGCAGAUUUGUAUGCACAAUUACACAAGGAAUACCUCGUUGCUGGAGAAGGAGUACCAAAGACAGACUUGCAUCCUGCCGACGACUGGGCCGUCUUGAGCGGUAUCUCCUAUAUCAGUGCUUACUCAAAAUCACGCGACCUUUCUUAUUUAACUAAGGCAAGUGAAAACAUGGAAUUCGCCUUAUCAAAGAGUGAAAGAAGCUAUAAACUCAAGCUUCUUCUGAUAAGCAUCUAUAGAAUCACAGGAAACCUCAACAUGUUCGAUCUUAUUCGCAAGAUGCGUAUACAAAGUGUGCAACAAGAUACCCUGACACAUCACGGUUGUGGGGAAUUGUCCACAUUUGCGAUGUCUAGCCUGGAUGUCGUUGGUGUUCUUCCAAAUACCAACAGUUCUUUCAGUGGCGUUUGGGGACAAGCAGAGAGGGAAUGCAGUGAAAUGUUGUCUCGUCUUUUCGAUUAUGGUACUUGGUCUCAUCUUGAGGAUUUCUCUGACUUUGCAGGAAUGCUCAAAUAUAGUUUGCACAAGUGGAUACUCUGGUUCGAAGAUGUUAGAAUAAAAUUAGGUGAGAGUCCAAAGAUCGAAGGUUCUCAGUUGGAAGACUGGUUAAGCAGUUUGGAUAAAUUAGAUGCACUUUCCGAUAAUCUGGUGGAUAACAGAGACUGGAGUCUUUUGCCAUCUUGGGCGCCAUUCGAGGAAAGCGAAACAAGAGAACAGCUGCAUAUCUUGACAUAUCAAGAAGGAAAUUGGUUGAAGAAAUAUAGUGAGAUUUAUAGAAGAAUCUUUAGUGUGGUAUUAAACAAGCCUAACGAGUGUACAAACGAUGGCUUAGAAGAGCUUACCUCUGCUGAGAAGAUCUUGGAGGAGAUAUCUCAUCUCAUCAUUAAAUAUAACAAGCAAGGCUCAGAUGCCGAAAAGGCACCAGUCGGCGCUGAAGUACUUGACAAAUUCGGUGAUUUCUCUAAAUUACUUACUGAGGCUGCUUUACCAUGUGAUAAAUUACAUGCUGCCAAGGUUUCCAUAGAGACCUGGUCACUUAUCCGAAUCGGAAUUGCACCACCAUCCAAGAAAAAGAAAACGAAGAGUCCUUCAUAUGGUUUAUAUCAGGGCAUUGUUGGACAAUUGCAAGAAAUGGUAAAGGACUGGAAAACAGAUGAUAUCGACAAUUUGUGGUCCCGUUUGCAUUCUCUCGUUGAUACUAAGAUUGACUAUAAGAACGCUUAACAUGAUACAUAUCCAU